UUGAUCAGAGUCACUCGAACGCGCCGCUGCUCAACCAUUCGGAAUUGGCGCGAAAAAUAAAUAAAAAUAUAAAAAAGUUGAACUUACAAGUUUUUUAUAUAGUAUAGACGCUCAAAUAUUUACGUGCUGCAUCGGUUUUGUCGGCAAUUGGAAAUGCUCAUUAUGUGAUGUUUGCGUAGAGCUGCGCCCAGUCAGCCGAUCUGCCAUAAAAAAAAACUAAUCCCUCAGCGAAAAUGUUCUACCCAAUCUGCUAAAUAGGAAGACCAACACAAAAAGUUCCGAGAUCCAGAAGAAAUAAAUAUCUGGUUACGUGACUGUUCUGAAUGCCCGACAUGCAUAGUAGCAAUGAAACGGAAAUGAACCAAUGUCCCAAUACGAAACGUAGACAAAUCGAUCCGUCGACUCCAAAAAACUGUAGUACUUCGUCCACGGAUUCGGGUGUUAUACUGAAUGAUAAUGCGGCAUCUUUCCGGCCGAAGAAGGAGAACAAAGAUCGGGGGACGGACGAAGGGCAUUCCCAAUCAAAAUCGGAAGCGAAAACGGAACCCAAGCGUAUCAGCAUCGAGCACACCGUGAAUAUAACAAAGGAAAAAGCUGGAAAGACUUCAUCAUCGCCGACGGUUUCUAUACGAAGUACAACCAUUUCCAUUGUGUCCAUCGAUGAGAAUGCCAUCGACUCCAGUUGUAUUGAUAGUGACUCGGAGGGCGAUGCCGAGGAUUAUACGGUGCAGAAGCUGGGUCACCAGGUCACCUACCCGCCCAACAGUUCCCACCUGCGCGACCUUAACCAGGGUCUAACGGUGAUCAGUCGUCAGGUGGCGCCGGGUCAGGCGGAAGUCCCACCUCCAAAUCCCCUAGAAGCUGGGGUCGUUGCCAAGCAGAUAUUGAAUGGCAAUCUGGCCCUGGCCACGCCCACUUCUCCGGCGGGCGGAGCAACCCAGGGAAUCGGUAGCAUUGCGCUAACCAACUCCACGGAUGUGACCUUCGGUGAUAAGCACUUCUACGAGGGACCCGUGACGAUACAACAGUUUCUCAUCGACAAUCGGGACAAGUGGAAAGCGGGCGAAGGACCAGGUGGUGGACAGGAUAAUCCCGCCUUCAAUGGUGGCGUCACCGCAAAUGGCAAUGCGCCGGGUUCCAAGCUGGAUGACCCGGCGCAGCCACCCCCCCUCUGCCCCUUUCUGCCCAACACAAUAGGUCGCAAGGCUGUCACAAUAACGGUGGUUUUUGUCCUUUUAACCAUCUUGCUAGGCAUCGUACUGGCCACCACCACAAACCUCUUCGGCAAGUCGUUGAACCAAAGUAAGCACAGCGAUGUCGACGAUUCCAGACCAAAUAUUCCAAUCAAUUCAACAAUAGGUCUGGACAAUAUUGGUGGAGGAUUAAUACUGCGCUUUGUGGAGCGUCAGCAAUGGCUAGCCCAGCCGCCGCAGAAGAAGAUUCCGGAUCUGGAAAAGCCCGUUAAAUUGGUCAUAGUCCUGCCCACCAAUUCCGAUGACUGUACCACCCAGGCGCAGUGUGUGUUUCGAGUACGAUUGCGUCAGUCCUUCGAUAUAGAGUCGGUGCAGGAGGAUGAUAUAGUCUUCAAUUUCCUGAUCGGCGGCGAUGGCAACGUUUACGUGGGACGUGGAUGGGACCAAGUGGGCGCCCACAUGGCCGGCUAUAACUCGAAGAGUCUUAGUUUCGCCUAUAUCGGAUCUUUCCAGACCAUCAAGCCGUCGGCCAAGCAGCUCAGCGUCACACGUCUUUUACUGGAACGCGGCGUUAAGCUGGGGAAGAUCGAUCCCAACUACCGAUUUACAGCGGCCAGUAAAUUGGAGCCAACUCUUACCCAAUAUAAGGCGGAUGCCCUCUACCAAAGCUUUGGCAACUGGACUCAUUGGUCGUGAAUAAUAGUUUAAGAUAUGCGCAUCUCCGAUAUAAGAAUGUUAUCAUUCAUUUUCGUAUUGAUAUUGUAGCAUAGGUGUUCUCCCAUUAAUGUGUGGCAUAUUUGAUUUAGCUAGAAUUACGAUUUGUUUGAAAAAAUGUGAUAUUAAAUAAAGCAAAGUGAUUAACUUGA
Drosophila suzukii is the source of this 2059-nucleotide messenger RNA. It is a transcript of the gene PGRP-LC, whose product is annotated as Peptidoglycan recognition protein LC. The record is from RefSeq and is a predicted model, not a curated record. NCBI's taxonomy places the organism in Eukaryota, Metazoa, Arthropoda, Insecta, Diptera, Drosophilidae. Gene Ontology annotation, biological process: peptidoglycan catabolic process. Gene Ontology annotation, molecular function: N-acetylmuramoyl-L-alanine amidase activity; zinc ion binding.